GCCUUGGCGGUGCACAGAGCCAUGUCUGCGCUGUGGAGACUCUUGCUGCUGUGGAUUUGUGUCUGGCUUCCGGCUCAGGGAGAUCUGGUUGUUUCGCGCAGAGAGGCUGUGACGCAGAUGAUGGAGGUGUACAGUGUGAAAGUGGACUGCACUGUGACGUCUCGUUUCGCCCACACCGUCAUGACCUCCAAGGCUCGGAACAAAGCAAACGUUUCCCAGGAAAUCUUCUUCGAAGUUGAGCUGCCCAAGACCGCCUUCAUCGCCAACUUCAGCAUGGAAAUUGAAGGACAGGUGUAUGUUGGGGAGGUGAAGGGGAAGGAGAAAGCAAAGAAACAGUAUGAGAAGGCUGUUUCCUCUGGACAGACUGCUGGACUGGUUAAGGCUUCUGGAAGAAACAUGGAGACGUUUUCUGUGUCUGUCAACAUCGCAGCCAAAAGUAACGUGUCAUUCAUUCUGACCUACGAGGAGCUCCUUCAGAGGAAACUGGGCCAGUAUGAGAUUCUGACUCGAGUUAAACCCAAACAACCGGUGCAGGAGUUUCAGAUUGUUGUAAACAUCUUUGAGCCCCAGGGCAUUGAUUUUGUUGAGGCCACUGCUACAUUCCUCUCCAAUGAGCUGCUCCCCCUGGUGGAGAAAACCGUUACAGACACAAAGGCACACAUCUCUUUCUCCCCGACACUGGAGCAGCAGAGGAAAUGUCCAGGAUGUGAAGGCAACAUAAUUGAUGGAGAUUUCAUCAUCAAGUACGAUGUGAAACGAGCAGAGGACCUAGGGGCAGUUCAGAUUGUGAGCGGAUACUUUGUGCACUUCUUCGCUCCCCCUGACCUGCCCAGAGUCCCAAAGAAUUUGGUGUUUGUGAUUGACAGGAGUGGAUCGAUGGGUGGAAGAAAGAUUGAACAGACCCGGGAUGCACUGGUUGUCAUUCUGAAAGACCUCCACGAAGAGGACCACUUUGCUCUGAUCCUGUUUGAUGAUUCAAUUGUCACCUGGAAGGACUUUCUUAGCAAAGCAACAAAGGAAAAUGUGUCUAAAGCCAUUGCCUACAUCAGGAAACUUAAAGAUAAUGGAUCCACCAAUAUCAAUGAUGCUGUACUGAAGGCAGUGACCAUGCUGAAGAGAGAAAGAGAAAAGAAGAACCUUCCAGAGAGGAGUGCAGAUAUGAUAAUUUUACUGACUGAUGGGAUGCCAAACCAUGGGGAGUCCCAGAUCCCAAAGAUUCAGCAGAAUGUGCGCUCUGCUAUCAGGGGGAAGAUGACUUUGUUCUGUCUUGGAUUUGGAAAUGAUGUGGACUUCUCCUUCCUGGAUGUGAUGGCCAAAGAAAACAAUGGACUUGCCCGUAGAAUUUUUGAGGGUUCAGAUGCAGCCAUUCAACUUCAGGGUUUCUACGAGGAGGUGUCCAGUCCUCUGCUCUUGGAGGUGGACCUUCGUUAUCCUGACAGUGCAGUGGGCUUCUUGACCAAAAACCACUACAGCCAGUUGUUUAACGGCACAGAGAUCAUGGUGGCUGGUCGGCUUAAAGAAAAUAACCUGGACAACUUCUUAGUGGAAGUGUUUGCUCAAGGGCCUAAAGAGGACUUCCUGGUGCAGGGAAAGGCAAGUGUGGUCGACUUGGAUGUGAUCUACCCAGAACAAGAGUACAUCUCUCGGGAUUUCUCAGAGCGUCUGUGGGCCUACCUCACCAUCCAACAGCUACUGGAGAAAAGUGAGAUUGGCUCUCAGCAGGAGAAAGAAAAUGCAAAAGCCAAGGCCCUGGACAUGUCCCUGCAAUACAGCUUUGUCACCCCUCUCACCUCCAUGGUAGUCACCAAGCCUGAAACUGAGGACGGACCAGACAGCCCUCUCAUCGCUGAUAAGAUGACUGAGGAUGAGCGACAGCAAGAGGAGAGACAUGGUGAUAUGGCAAUCCCUAUGGGGAUCCCUAUGGCAAAAAAUUUCAUCUGGACAGAUGACGAAGAAAUGGACAGUGAUUACUUCUACGACAGGGAGUUUGCCUACAACUACCCACAGAAUAGAGAUUUCUACAGUGUUGGUCCAGCUACCAUUGGGGCAGUAUCCAUUGUGGCAGUUCUCGUUGUGUCAUUUGUAGCUGUGGCAGUUUACUGUUGCUGGUCAAAAGCGAAGAUUACAAAGGAACAGCUACGAGUCAACAACACUUCAACUCUCAGUCCUGCAACCUACGUCACUGUUCAAUCUGAUCAUCAUCAAAAAAGUGGAGAGACAGCAGACGACCAUUUGUUGGGGUUCAGACGAGUAGACAGCUCUGCAGACAUGUAAUGUAUGGGCCAACUGGUUCCAACUGUAUUCAUCGGUGUGAGAAUGGGGACGGAUACAUCCUGGACGAGCUGUCAAAGCUCCUGGAGCCAGUUUGUUCUGCAAGUGGACACACUGCAGUCUUUAUGUUUCUGAGUUUAACAGAGAUAAAUGUGCUAGUUUUAUGCCAGUAAAGUGUGUUUACAUUGCUACUAUGUAAGUGUAGCCCAGUCAUUAUUUUAAAAUUUUAUUUUGUUUAUUUUCUCUAAACAAAACUUUUUUUGUGUUGUGAACUUUCCCAAAAAAUAAUUAUUUUCCGCCUGUAAAAAAGUUCCUGUGGUGAUUGUCAAUGCAUGCCUUUUGUUCCCCUGGGGAAUUUUUUGGCGUUGCACCACCCAGCAUCAAAGAGCUGCGUGUGCUCAAAUCGGUUGAGUCAUGAAAUGAAGCGCUCUCUCCUUUCUAUUUAUCUUCACUUUUUUUCCCGUUCAAAACCACAAUAUGCUGAUAUAUACUGUUAUGUAACAAGCUUAUGAACCUGUUGGUCAAACCCUUCAAACUAAAAUUAAGACUAAAAAGUCAAUCAGACAGCUGCAGCUCAUUCAGAACGCUGCCUCUCAAGUCCUCACUAAGACCAAAAAAGUAGAUCGUAAUAAUUCCAGUUCUGAGGUCCUUACACUGGCUUCAUAUCUGUCAAAGAAUUGAUUUAAAAAUACUUUUGUUGGUCUACAAAGCACUGAAUGGUUUAGGGCCGAAAUACAUUUCUGAUCUUCUGCUUAUCUACGAACCACCCACUCUCAGAUCAUCUGGGCCUGGUCUGCUCUGUGUUCCCAUAGUCAGAACUAAACAUGGAGAGGCAGCGUUCAGUCUUUAUGCACCACAUAUCUGGAACAAACUCCCAGUAAAUUGCAGGUCUGCUGCAACUCUCAACUCUUUUCAAUCAAGACUAAAUACUUGUUUGCCACUGCCUUUCAGUAGUACUGCACUGUAACUUUUAUUCCUUUGAUAUAUAUAUUUUUAAAUAUUUUAUCAGCUCGUUUUUAAUUUUUAAAUUUUAUAUUUGAAUAUACUUUUAUAUAGAGAUUUUCCUAGAUGUUUUAUCUGCUCAUUUUCAGUCUUCAUUUUUUAUAUUUGAAUGUAAUUUUAUAUAUGUCUCGUCCUAGUGCUUUUACUGUUUUGUGUCAAGCACUUGGAAUUGCCCCGUUGUUAAAAGGUGCUAUACAAAUCAACUUGCCUUGCAUUGCCUUGGGUUGUGAUUAAUGAUCUGUUGAUGACUUGUGACAUUUAUUUGUCAGUGUUGACCAAGAUUGUUUAAACAUUUGAAACUUUCCAUUUCCCGAAAUAAAUGAUUCCCCCCUGUA
Messenger RNA from Centropristis striata (black sea bass), 3608 nucleotides. RefSeq names its product inter-alpha-trypsin inhibitor heavy chain H3-like. NCBI's taxonomy places the organism in Eukaryota, Metazoa, Chordata, Actinopteri, Perciformes, Serranidae. The transcript is spliced from 20 exons. Bases 22 to 2274 code for a protein of 750 amino acids. The record is from RefSeq and is a predicted model, not a curated record.